AUGACUUGGUCGCCUAUACCAUCGAUUAUACCUAUCUUAAGUCGAUUAUUACAAAUUAACACAGAUACAAAAAUAUUACGUGGAGUUUGCUACAUAAUACGCAAGUUAAUUCAACAGUCGAAUAAACUCAUUUCAACUGUCAUCGAAAAUAGUGUCAUACCUCGACUUGUGACAUUAUUAGAACAUACAGUUGAAGUGAUUCAAUUAUCAGCUUUAACCGUUAUAAAAGAAAUUCUUGGUGGCAAUGAUCAAGAGAAACAGAUGGUACUUGAUGAUAAUGAUUUUCUUCCUCAUCUAUUGAUGUUAUUUAAUGUCAACAGAACAGUAAUCAUUGAAAAUCUCUGCGAUGCUAUAGUCAAUAUUACUGCUGGUACUGAAAGUCAAAUUCAAUCUGUUAUUGAUGCCGAUAUAUUUCCACGAAUGAUUCAGUGUCUGUAUCUUGAUGCUGAUAAAAUAAAGGAACGUGUAGCUUGUGCAAUAAGGAAUUCCACGCGUUUCUCAUCAACACAAACAAAAUACCUUGUUGACGAAGGAGUGAUUCCUCUACUGUGUGAUCUGUUACGUUCAUCAGAAACCAAAAUAAUUGAAGUAGUCCUUGAAGGUUUACAGAAUAUCCUUGGAUGGGGAGUUGCGGGAAGUAAACAGAUACAGAAUUCGAAUCCAUAUACAAUUCUCAUUAAAGAGUUAAAUGAAUUAGACAAAAUAGAAGAACUUCGAAGUCAUCGAGACAAUGAAGUAGCUUCAAGAGCGCGUUAUAUCAUUGAAACAUAUUUUGAUAUUCAUUGA
Molecule: messenger RNA, 786 nt
Organism: Adineta ricciae
Lineage: Eukaryota; Metazoa; Rotifera; Eurotatoria; Adinetida; Adinetidae
Source: the annotation of a GenBank genome assembly